Molecule: messenger RNA, 4025 nt
Organism: Larimichthys crocea (large yellow croaker)
Lineage: Eukaryota; Metazoa; Chordata; Actinopteri; Sciaenidae
Gene: il1rapl1a
Product: interleukin 1 receptor accessory protein-like 1a
Exons: 12
Coding region: 619-2766 (715 amino acids)
Biological process (GO): negative regulation of exocytosis; signal transduction
Source: RefSeq, a predicted model, not a curated record
UUUCCUUUUCCCCCCAUCUCCACCGCGGCGCUGCUGAGUGGGGGAUCGCACCGAAUAGUGCGUUUGGGAUGGUGAAGCAGCACCAGCAGAGGAUUAGUGAUUGAGCACGAUUUGCGUAAAAGUCAACUGUCACAUUUUUGGGGGGAGAGGUGGACCGGGGCUUGAUCAUCUGGCAGCUUCGUCCCCCUCUCGUUUUGAUAUACAUUUUUUUUUAUUGGUUGUAGUCCUGAUUUUUUUUUAUUUUUUCAUUUCUACCCAUCAUCAUCCGUUUUUUAUUUCAAGCGCGCAAAGUCACAUCUGCGUAGGAGAGCGCCUGGCGCACUUCAUCUCCAAAAGGACAGAGAGAGAGAGAGAGAGAGAGAGAGAGAGAGAGAGAGGGAGAAAGAGAGAGAGAGAGAGAGAGAGAUCUCCAUUCUUCUGUUUGGGAUUUUAAACCGGACGAGUGGCUGAAUGGGUGACCUCGCUCAAACACAGACUAUCACCGGCUUGCACCCAUUUUAUGGAAACGUGUUUUCUCUAUUGACCCGGAGUUGUGAUGUCCACAGCCUUCCCCACUGACUGACAAACGGCGUCGUACCAUUUUGGAAUCGAGUUGAAGGCUGUGAGGACGGGGGGAAGAUGAGACCUCCCAGCCCUCUGCUGAUCCUGCUGUACGUCACGCUGUCCAAGACUGUGAAGGUGGUCUCAAAGAGAGGCUCAGUGGACGGCUGUACAGACUGGUCAGUGGACUACUUAAAGUACCGGGUGCUGCAGGGUGAGCCAGUGCGGCUGAAGUGCGCUCUGUUUUAUGGUUACAUCCGGGCAAACUACAGCCAGGCGCAGAGCGUGGGCCUCAGCCUCAUGUGGUACCGCAGCUCCGGCCUGGGCCACAGCGACUUCGAGGAACCCAUCUCCUUCGACGGUAUACGCAUGAGCAAGGAGGAGGAUGCCAUCUGGUUCAGACCUGCUGAAAUCCAGGACGCCGGCCUCUACUCCUGCGUCUUACGGAACUCCACGUACUGCAUGAAGGUGUCCAUGUCCCUGACUGUGGCGGAGAAUGACACAAACCUGUGCUACAACUCCAACAUGAGACGAACCGAGAAGGCUGAGCUCAGCAAGAGCAAAGACAUCCUCUGUCCUGACAUAGAUGACUAUGUUGAACCGGGCAAAGAGCCGGACAUCACCUGGUACAAGGAGUGCCGUCCAAAGCAGUGGCGUGCCAGCAUCAUCCAGAAGAGAGACAUUCUGUCCAUCCAGGAGGUAAAGGAAGAUGACAUUGGGAAUUACACCUGUGAAGUCCAGUUUGGUGGAUUUGUGGUGAGGAGGACGACGGAGCUCACCGUCACCGCUCCUUUGACCGACAAGCCGCCAAAGAUCCUGUUCCCCUCCGAAAACAAGAUUAGCAACAUGGAGCUGCAGCUAGGAAGUGCUUUGAACCUGACUUGCCGGGCGUUCUUCGGCUACAGCGGCGACGUGAGCCCGCUCAUCUACUGGAUGAAGGGAGAGAAGUUCAUCGAGGACUUGGACGAGGAGAGAGUCCAGGAGAGCGACAUCAAGGUGGUCAAGGAGCAUCUUGGUGAGCAGGAAGUGGCCAUUUCUUUGACUAUUGACUCGUUGGAGGAGGAGGACCUGGGAAAUUAUUCCUGUUAUGUGGAAAACGGUAACGGCCGACGCCAAGCUACCAUCCAGCUCCUCAAGCGGGCAGAGCUCAUGUACACCGUGGAGCUGGCAGGAGGGCUGGGAGCGAUCCUGCUGCUACUCAUCUUCCUCAUCUCCCUCUACAAAUGCUACAAGAUCGAGCUGAUGCUUUUCUAUAGGAGGCACUUUGGCAGCGAAGACGUGGAUGGAGAAAACAAAGACUACGAUGCGUACCUGUCCUACACCAAAGUGGACCCUGACCAGUGGAGUCAGGAGACCAGGGAGGAGGAACGCUUCGCCCUGGAGAUCCUCCCUGAUGUCCUGGAGAAACACUACGGCUACAAACUCUUCAUCCCAGAUCGAGACCUCAUUCCAACCGGAAGUCUCACCAAUGAGCAUUACCAGGAUGACACGCGACUCUUUGGAGCCUACAUCGAGGAUGUGGCUCGCUGCGUGGACCAGAGCAAACGCCUCAUUAUAGUCAUGACACCCAACUAUGUGGUGCGGCGAGGCUGGAGCAUCUUUGAGCUGGAGACGCGGCUGCGCAACAUGCUGGUGACUGGCGAGAUCAAAGUCAUCCUGAUCGAGUGCGCAGAGUUACGCGGCAUCAUGAACUACCAGGAGGUGGAGGCUCUUAAGCAUACCAUUAAAACCCUCACCGUCAUCAAGUGGCGCGGCACCCAGAGCAACAAGCUCAACUCCAAGUUCUGGAAGCAGCUGCAGUACGAGAUGCCGUUCAGGCGCACAGAGCCCAUGCUCACCCACGAGCCGGCGCUGGACGUCAGCGAGCAGGGUCCCUUCGGAGAGCUGCAGACCGUCUCUGCCAUCUCCAUGGCGGCGGCCACCUCCACCGCUAUGGCUACCGCCCACCCCGAGCUGCGCUCGUCUUUCCACAACACCUACCACACCACCAUGAGGCAGAAACACUACUACCGCAGCUACGAGUAUGACAUACCACCCGGAGGGACCCUGCCACCUCUCUCCUCUCUGGGGAACCAGCACACCUACUGCAACAUCCCACUGACACUGCUGAACGGACAGAGGCCUCCCGGGAAGAGCCGGGAGCACAGCCUGGAGGAGGCGCACGCUAACAACGCCAUGCUCCCUCUGCUGCCAAGAGAAACCAGCAUCUCCAGCGUCAUCUGGUAAUGAUGAACACGACUGGGCAUGAGCUGUGAGGGAGAGCAGUCAGGACCAGACGCGCUGGGCUCUUAAGAACACGGUUCAUGGUCACGUUUUGGAUCCGACUGUUGCAGAAAGUGACGGCAGGUUUUUUCUGGUUGUUUUUCUGCCUCUGUUCCAGAUGUUUUCUGCGUGGAACUACAGGAGAUGAAGGCGAUGAAAACACUGGCGAGAUACGGACUCGCAAGAACUCCCCAUUAAAGAACCAACACACUAUGGCAAUUGUUCACACACACACACACACACACACACACAAAUGUGCAUACACACAUACUAAAAGGAAAACAGGGUCUUGUACAUAUAUUUCACUUUCUUUGUAGCAUUAGUGUUUUCCUGUUCUGUUCUUUCGUUUCUUCUUUUCAAUCAUGUUCGUUGCCUUCUCCACUGUAGGACUUUGCUUUAACUUGUUAUACAGAGUUGUAUAUUUUUUAUUGUUUUCUUCUUUCAGUUAUUUUUUAUUCUUAUUUCAACGCGCUUGUUUGGGAAGCCAGUAUGUCACGUACCUGCUGUCUUAUUUCUUUUUUCUUUUUUUGUGUGUGUUUGUUUGUUUUGAAAUCUUUGUGUAGUUUAAGAGAAACAUUUUUUAACACCUUUUUUUGAAAUCGCCUGGACAUUUCAGGAGCUUCGAGGAGCUGAAACUUUUUUUUUCUUUUUUCUUUUUUACCUGUAAAAGGUGUAUCUAGUUUAAAAAGGAAAACUCUCUUUUAAAAAAUCAUAGAAUAUGCAAAAAGAAGGGAGGAGCUGGCAAAAAUAUAUACCGUCCUGUGUGGGACCGAGACGGAGGAGGAGGAGGAGGAGGAGGAGGAGGCCGUACUUGUCCUCUCCAAUCAGAUAGACUCAUAGACUGGCAGAUCUCUCUCUAAAGCUUCAUAUUUUCUAUUGAAACAAACAGCCUUGCUGUUUUAGAGUGAUAGUGAAAUGCCUCACCUUAAAAAGAAAUCUGUAGAUUAUUUUGAAAAGAAUUCUAUUUUUAUAACAGAAAAAGAGUUUGCUUGAGAAGUCAUACUUAUUUGCAUUUUCAUCUUUACCAUAGGACGGAGGAUUUGUGUAUAAGUGUUAUGCUGGUUUUGUACACUUGCGACGUGGUUCCUGGUUUGUUAAGAGACUGAGGUGGCCCUCUAACUGUUCGAGAUUCACAAGUGAAGCAUUUUCAAUGUUUUUUUUCAAACAUAAUAUUAUUCCCAUCCUGAUAAUUACUUUGGUUCAUAUGGAUAGUUCAUGUUUAA